This is a messenger RNA of Parnassius apollo (apollo), 1056 nucleotides long. The record is from the annotation of a GenBank genome assembly. NCBI's taxonomy places the organism in Eukaryota, Metazoa, Arthropoda, Insecta, Lepidoptera, Papilionidae.
UUGGCCGCAGCGAGCGGGGCCGCGAGUCCCGCGCGCCGCUCGCGCAGCUGCCCACAAUAUAUAGCUGCAGCAUGGCUCUACAGUGCAAGUGAAGUGGACAGGAACCUUGCAUCGCGCACACGGGGGCCGGGCGGAGCCGCGUUGGCCGCAGCGCGCGCGGCCGAGAGUCCCGCGCGCCGCUCGCGCAGCUGCCCACAAUAUAUAGCUGCAGCAUGGCUCUACAGUGCAAGUGAAGUGGAUAGGAACCUUGCGUCGAGCACACGGGGGCCGGGCGGAGCAGCGUUGACCGCAGCGAGCGCGGCCGCGAGACCCGCGCACCGCUCGCGCUGCUGCCCACAAUAUAUAGCUGCAGCAUGGCUCUACAGUGCAAGUGCAGUGGACAGGAACCUUGCGUCGCGCACACGGGGGCCGGGCGGAGCCGCGUUGGCGGCCGCAGCGAGCGCGGCCGCGAGUCCCGCGCACCGCUCGCGCUGCUGCCCACAAUAUAUAGCUGCAGCAUGGCUCUACAGUGCAAGUGCAGUGGACAGGAACCUUGCGUCGCGCACAGGAGGGCCGGGCGGAGCCGCGUUGGCCGCAGCGAGCGGGGCCGCGAGUCCCGCGCGCCGCUCGCGCAGCUGCCCACAAUAUAUAGCUGCAGCAUGGCUCUACAGUGCAAGUGAAGUGGAAAGGAACCUUGCGUCGAGCACACGGGGGCCGGGCGGAGCCGCGUUGGCCGCAGCGAGCGCGGCCGAGAGUCCCGCGCGCCGCUCGCGCUGCUGCCCACAAUAUAUAGCUGCAGCAUGGCUCUACAGUGCAAGUGAAGUGGACAGGAACCUUGCGUCGCGCACACAGGGGCCGGGCGGAGCCGCGUUGGCCGCAGCGAGGGCGGCCGCGAGUCCCGCGCACCGCUCGCGCUGCUGCCCACAAUAUAUAGCUGCAGCAUGGCUCUACAGUGCAAGUGAAGUGGACAGGAACCUUGCGUCGCGCACACGGGGGCCGGGCGGAGCCGCGUUGGCCGCAGCGAGUGCGGCCGCGAGUCCCGCGCACCGCUCGCGCUGCGCUGCCCACAAUAUAUAG